Molecule: messenger RNA, 1788 nt
Organism: Oryza brachyantha (malo sina)
Lineage: Eukaryota; Viridiplantae; Streptophyta; Magnoliopsida; Poales; Poaceae
Product: ethylene-responsive transcription factor ERF113-like
Exons: 2
Coding region: 475-1350 (291 amino acids)
Biological process (GO): ethylene-activated signaling pathway; regulation of DNA-templated transcription
Molecular function (GO): DNA-binding transcription factor activity; DNA binding
Source: RefSeq, a predicted model, not a curated record
UUGAGCUCAUCUCCUCCUCCCUUCCUUCUCUUCUCUCUCUUGGCUGUUCUUAUCACUACACGUCGUCCUCAUCUCGGCCUCCAAAGUCCAACUCCAUCGCCGCGCGCAGCUGAUCAAUUAAGCUCGCUAGCGAGCUCUCGCCGUCGACGACGGCAAGAGAUCGAGGUCGAGGCAGCAGCAACCGGGAGAAUUGAAGUGGUCGGUCGCGGCCGGGGAGAUCAGGUCGGCCGAUCGAGUAAGGUGGAUCCACGGGUCAGGCAUGGCAAGAGGCCCCUACCGGCCGGCGAGGAGGAGGAAGUCCAGCCAGCGGCGCCGGCAGCAGCAGCAAAGCAGGAGCAGCAGGACGAGGCAGAGCUCGCCAACGCCCAGCUGGGAGGAUUUCCGGCGCCGGUCAUCGCCGCCGGGGCUUUGGCGCCGGAGACGACGUACGCGCAGUACUACUACGCGGCGCGCGCCGACCACGACGCCUCCGCCAUGGUCUCCGCGCUAGCCCACGUCAUCCGCGCCGCCCCCGGCCUGCAGCAGCUCCCGGCCCCAUCCGCCGCCGGUCCUCACGCCCCCGGCGCCUUCUACCCAACCGCCGCCGCCGCAUCGUCCUCAGAGCACCACCACCACCGGCUCGGCCACUCCUCCUCCUCUUCCUCCGCCUCCGCCGCCGCCGCCGACGAGGAGCUAGGAGGGAGGAGGAGGCACUACAGAGGGGUGAGGCAGCGGCCGUGGGGGAAGUGGGCGGCGGAGAUCAGGGACCCCAAGAAGGCGGCGAGGGUGUGGCUGGGGACGUUCGACACGGCGGAGGACGCCGCCAUCGCCUACGACGAGGCGGCGCUCAGGUUCAAGGGGACCAAGGCCAAGCUCAACUUCCCCGAGCGCGUCCAGGGGCGCACCGACCUCGGCUUCCUCGUCACCCGCGGCAUCCCCGACCACCGCCGCGCCUACCCGGCGUCGGCGGUAAUGCCGCCGCCGCCGAUGACGACGCAGCACCAGCAGCAGCAGACGGUCGUGCCGUACCCGGACCUCAUGCAGUACGCGCAGCUGCUGCAGGGCGGCGUCCGGGCCGAGGUGCAGGCCGGCGCCGCCGAGGCGACGGACCUCGUGAUGAUGGGCGCCGGCGUCAACCUGCCGUUCGGCGCCGUGUCGCCGUCGUCGACGAUCUCGUCCUCGUCGACCUCGCCGCAGAUACUCGACUUCUCGACGCGGCAGCUCAUCCGAGCCAGCCCGCCGUCGCCCGCGACGGCAAUGUCCGGCUCGGGCGUGACGGCGGCGUCGUCGACGUCGUCCACGACGCCGGCGUCGUCGCCCGGUGCCUGGCCGUACGGACCGGAGCGCAAGAAGAAGGGCCCGUCGUCGUGACGUCGUCUCUGACCGAUGCAUGCAUGCGUGUGUCGGCGAUCGAUGGACAAAUUUUAGAUUAUGAUCAAUGGAGAAGAAGGCUUAGCUCUACACGUACGAAGACUAAAAUGCAUGCAAUAUGCAUUGGGGUAAGUGCUAAGUGGUUAAUUGGUGAUUUUUGCUGGUUAAUUAAUUAAUUACACGAACAUUAAUUUUUCCUUUUGAUCAUCAUCUUUUGUUUUUUUUCCUCUGAAAAUUCUCUUCUUUUGUUCAUUUUAGUUUCUUGGAGGUAGUACUUAUUAGCUAGGUAUGUAGUAGCUACAAUCUCUAAUUGUUUGUUGUUUAAUUCCCUCUUUUGUUCAAGUGUGAACUAAUUGUGCAAAUUAGUCCAGCUAAAUCAAAGACAGAGGAUUCUUAUUUAAUUAUUGGUUAAACAUGCCCCUUUUUUUAGAUAUGAAA